GUUGUAUAAAAGCAAUUGGUUGGCUUCUGCACCAGGGUAUUUGCAUAAGGCGAUCUGCCACGAGUAACGGACACAACGCAACACGAUGGACCCACAAUUCAUUUUGGCAACGCUUGACGUCACACCAUUCAAAGUAAACGAGAGACGUUGACUCAGACGCCCCGUGUGAAUGGAGUCUUUAGUAAGUCAUAUUUUACCAAUAUGAAAAACAUAAAUCCUGUAGUGCAUGUAAAAAUGAAUCAGAUGGGUUUUUUACACUAUUAAGUCAGUGCAUUUGCUCAGGCUUUAUAUGUUAGAUGAGUAUAUGUAUCUUUCCCCCAACCUCCUCCUUCGCUUCCUCAGUUUGCAAACAGAAGGUGUGCUCGUUUAAUCUUCAGCUAGUGAAACAGAUGCUUCUCACCUUCUCACAGAUGCUUCACUGGAAACUGUUUCUUUCUCUGUUUUGUCGCUCUUUGAUUAUGUACAUUCUGAAUUUAUUUAAUUUUCUGGAAAUUAUGCAGAAUAGCAACAUAUAAAGCUUUCGGGAGGCUCUAAUUGCCAUUUUAUUUUCUCUCACAAGAGGCUUCCUCAUUUCACAAAAAUUCCCAAGGGCUUACACAGGAUUUUCUUAGCAAACAUCUUGGUAAAGAAAGAGAAAUGUCUGAGCACCUGUUCAGUCACAUGUGCUUGUAGAUCACAGAAUGGACCACAAGUGAGGAUUUUGACUGCUAUAAAGUUUUUUUGGGCAUGCUGCAUCUUUCCUGAAAAGUUUGAAAAGAGGAGGAAGCACAUCCAAGGUCUUCUGCAGUUUUUAUACUUUUGCCCUUUGUAAAAAUUCGUGCUUUGGUUUGUGUCUUAUCUGUAAGAUACAUUUUCUUUGAGAGAUUCCCUUCAAAGUCUGAAUGCAUAAAUUUUGGCAUUUUCAGCUGGGUUUUCUUUUCACACAGUGCACUUAAAUUACAGUAUUACAAAUAUCCCUGUAAUAUCAGUGCAUGUCGCUUGAUAUAUUUACUAAUCUCAGCAUCUGUGUGCUUCCCAAUCAAAAAUAAUAUAGCUAAAUCAGUUAAGAUUAAGGACAUCUUACUAAGGAUAAGGUUGUGUUUAUUUACCCCAAUCCCUGUCUUCUCUUCCUCUGAUUUUGCAGACAGAUGGUUUGCUCAACACUUAAAGAUCUGGGAUGUUAACUGAACGGUUGCUGGUUUGAACCCUACAAGGACUGACAAGACUAUGCAAUUCCUAGGCACUUAACCUCAGCUCCGGAAAGGUUUCUGCUCUAAAAAGCAGCUGUUUCUUGGGAGAGGGUCACAGGAUAUUUUCCACAUCUCUUGCUCCUACAGAUUUACUGUUUUCUGAAAACAAGACAGACAGUAGUUUCAGCGGACCUUCAGAAUCUCAGCACGUUCCUGAGAAACCCAGGGCACUUAUAGAACACCAUGCCACUAACAACCCCGCAGGAGAUGUCAAAAGUCUGGGAAAGUCGCUUCAGACAAGUCUCAACAUCCAGUGGGAGAAGCAGCACUCAGCCCCCCAUAAAUCAGAAACUGAAGCUCCAUCAGUGGACAUGACAUAAGGAACUGGAAGGGGAGAAAACGGGUGAAUGGAGGUUUCUGGGAUACUAGGGUACUUCAGGAGUGUUGUAACGGGAUCUCUGGAUUCAUGGAUGUCGAGCAGCAGUAUCCCUGGCACCCGGUCAUGGGCUAAGAAGGGAGCUUGUUAGCCAAGGAAUCCCAUAUAAAGAGCAGGCACUCCACCACGGAAGGAGGGACAGCCUUUGUCCCAAGCCUGACUCGCUUAGAGCACUUUUCACAGAGGCAUAGCCCACUUACCAUGGGGGGCCAAUUUAGCAAGCACUUUUUAUUCAGAACAUCUGUUGAGAGUCAAGAAGCCAAAGCCCAUCCAGAGGGAAGUGGGUUCAGCUCUAGCCUAGGGAGCCUUCUAGGAAGAGUGUGUUCGAUGCUGGUGGAUGCAGGACGUGUGCUCACAAACUCUUUGAAAGAACAAACUGGUGAUAGAGGAAGUGCUCGGUACAAUCAAAUGUGCUCAAUGGUAAAGCAUCUUCCCUUUGUAAACCAUAUUAAUUUUGAGUUGACUCUAAGACCACAGGCAAACCUAUCUCUGAAGACAAUCCAGUUUUGCCGCAAUCUGUCUCCUAGUGAGAUUUUGUCAGUAAGAGGACAGAGUGUAGCAUUGUCUUUCAUGCAAGAUCCAUCAAGAUCCAGUACAAGUGAAUGGAAGAGUCAUUUGAUGGCUUUAGAGCCAACACAGACAAGGGAUUCAGUGGCCACCCAGAGAAGUGAGUGGCUAAAGGUAUGCUGCCACUCACUCACUGUAUUGCUCCUUUACACGACUGUCAGAUUUCAGAGAUCAAGUCUCAAGCUACACACUGACCCUGUUGUACCUGAUUCACAGGUGGCACAAAUAGACUCUGAACUUGUCCAGCUUGUCCUGACUGACACUCACCAGUGUCUCUUGCAGGAGAAUGUUGUUUACCACCCACCUCCAUAUUCAGUAGCUGUGGUGGCACGCGAGGCCCAGUUCAGGCUAAUAGACUUGCAUCAGCGCUCUGAUGUUCGUUGCUUGCUGGUGAGAGAUGGAUACAGCAGUAUGCAUCUGGAUGUUGUGUUGGCUCGUGUCUACCGAAAAUCUGGUGGUACUGAAAGUUACUCUCAACCUCCAGAGGUCUGCACUGCCGAUGCCCAAACUCCUAACAACUUUGAUUCUCCCCGGAAUGAAAUGUAGAAAUGAACUUUCAACAGCUCUGCUGAAGCCACCUUCCUGAUUAAUAACUUGUUGAACAUUUGAGCAAGGUCCUUCCAGCAAAAAUAAUUAAUAGUCCAGUGAGGAGAAUUUGACAGGUGCACCCAAAACUUGACAUGAGUUGGCACCGCUGGGAUUUGAGAAAUAAAGGCAUUUUAUAAUUGUUGUUUUUUGUUACUUUUCCAUGAAGUUUUAUAUGACUUGCAUUGUGAUCAGUUUUUCUGACACAGGGAAGAGAAGCCUAAUCACUGAAAGUAGUGCCAAUGAUCAAGAUCAUAAAUUCAUAAGGCUGGUUAAGAUUGCAUUGUAUGUCUGACAAUAUUAUAUGGGCGGAUCAAUAAUGAUUAUUGAUUCAGAGUUACUGUAUAAUGCAUCUAAAAAAAUUUAUAAGUUUAAGA
Cyprinus carpio (common carp) is the source of this 3134-nucleotide messenger RNA. RefSeq lists its product as uncharacterized. The record is from RefSeq and is a predicted model, not a curated record. NCBI's taxonomy places the organism in Eukaryota, Metazoa, Chordata, Actinopteri, Cypriniformes, Cyprinidae. The coding region runs from base 1807 to 2718 and encodes 303 amino acids. The transcript is spliced from 3 exons.